UCUAAAGGCCAUGCGUCAUACACCGUCUGCCAGCCGCCGGAAGGCCGCUACACCUAAACGUCGACCUCCGCAACCUGUCCCACUACCCUCAACAUCCAGUUCCCCCAGAUUAACUCGACGUUCAGGGCGUCAACCAGAAACUCCCAAGAAGAAAAGAUUUCGUCCAGGAACAAAGGCCCUGAUGGAGAUUCGUAAAUACCAGAAGAGCACUGAUUUACUGCUCAGGAAAGCUCCUUUUGCUCGUGUGGUGAGGGAGGUUGCACAGAAUUUUUCCAGUCAUCCACUGAAUUGGCAGGUCUAUGCUCUUUUGGCCCUGCAGGAGGCAGCGGAGGCGUUUCUUGUUUUGUUGUUCAGUGACGCCAACCUGUGUGCCAUCCAUGCCAAGCGGGUCACACUGUUUCCCCGUGACAUUCAACUGGCCCGCAGGAUUCGUGGAGUUGUCCACAUGUAAAUGCAUUACUGGGGACGACCUCCAAAAGAAAGGACUUUUUUUUUUUGCAGUACUCUGUUUUCUUGCUUUGCUGUACCAUGUUGUUGUUCAUAUUAAUAGUGGCAACAGUUAAUAAUUGUAAUAGUUUCAUCAUAAUCUAGAAACACGUUAUCACUGACUUUCAACCUCUAGAUUAUAGAUAGACCCAUCUUAUAUUUAGAACUAGAUUUCUGCUCAAGUGUUCAACUAUAUUAAAUUUGAUUGUGUUUUCACUUUUUAUCACUGUGUUUGAGUUGUAUUGCCAGUUUGCAUUGUGCCUCUUUAAUGGGUUC
Messenger RNA from Thalassophryne amazonica, 762 nucleotides. Its product is annotated as histone H3.3. The record is from RefSeq and is a predicted model, not a curated record. NCBI's taxonomy places the organism in Eukaryota, Metazoa, Chordata, Actinopteri, Batrachoidiformes, Batrachoididae. Gene Ontology annotation, molecular function: structural constituent of chromatin; protein heterodimerization activity; DNA binding. Bases 11 to 451 code for a protein of 146 amino acids. Gene Ontology annotation, cellular component: nucleosome. The transcript is spliced from 5 exons.